UAGAAGUUCCAGGAACACUCGUCUGGGAAAAAGAACGAGCAACUCUCCCUCUAACUUGUGUUCUAAGAUCUGUUGCUGAUUGUGAUUUUGGAAGAGCAGGACAAUACUCUGGUAAGGGUGAUUUUUCACUGAUCGGAGCAGAAACAGAAACUAGUAUUGGACUAAGUUGUUUGCCAAUUUUUUUGUUAGAUUUGAAUUUACUAAAAGCUAAAGGUGUGAUUGAGUUAGAAACAUGA
Molecule: messenger RNA, 236 nt
Organism: Racocetra fulgida
Lineage: Eukaryota; Fungi; Glomeromycota; Glomeromycetes; Diversisporales; Gigasporaceae
Source: the annotation of a GenBank genome assembly